GUAAAUAAAAUCAUUCGGUGUUUUUCGUUAUGGCUGGCGGUCGCUCUUCUUAUCUGCUCUCGUUAGCGUGGGUCGUCUGUUGCCUGGCGGUGGUUUUCGCCCAAAAUGAAGUCGGAGACGCGGUUCAGCCUACUCCGAUUGUCAUGUGGCACGGAAUGGGUGACUCAUGCUGCUUCCCAUUCAGCUUAGGCGAGAUCAAGAACAGACUAAACGAUUCGCUGCCGGGAGUCUACGUAAAUUCUCUUCAAAUCGGCGAUUCCAUCAUUAAAGAUAUGGAAAAUGGCUAUCUUUUGCAUCCAGAUAAGCAGGUCGCUUUGGCCUGCGAUAUCAUUCGGAAAGACGAGCGUCUACAGGACGGGUACAACGCCAUCGGAUUUUCUCAAGGAUCGCAGUUUUUACGUGGACUCGUCCAGAGAUGUCCCAAUCCGCCAAUGAAGAAUUUGAUUUCUCUGGGCGGUCAGCACCAGGGUGUCUACGGAUUGCCCAACUGCGGUUCCCUGUCGAGCACCAUUUGUGAUUACUUGAGGCAAUUGUUGAACAAGGCUGCAUAUUUGGAAUGGGUGCAAAAUUCGCUAGUGCAAGCGACCUACUGGCACGACCCGUUAAACGAAGAGGAGUAUCGAAACCACAGCACUUUUCUGGCAGACAUCAAUAACGAAAGGGUCGUCAACCAAACGUACAUCAAGAAUCUGCAGACUCUGCAGAACUUCGUGAUGGUGAAGUUUGCCAACGACACCAUGGUGCAACCGGUCGACAGCGAAUGGUUCGGUUUCUACAAACCGGGACAGGCUGUCCAAGUCCAGAGCUUGGAAGAGUCCCAACUAUAUACAGAAGACCGGCUGGGUCUCAAACGAAUGAACGAAGAUUCUAAGCUGAAGUUCAUUUCCAUCCCCACCAAUCAUCUGAGGUUCGAGUGGGACUGGUUCGAAGAGAACAUCGUAAAGUCGUAUCUGAAAACCUAAAUUUAAACUAUUUUGGAAUGCAACUGUGAUAAUUUCAUCAAAAUUAGAAAAAAAUAAUUAUUGCCAACAAUUCAUCAAUAAAUG
Molecule: messenger RNA, 1046 nt
Organism: Cylas formicarius (sweet potato weevil)
Lineage: Eukaryota; Metazoa; Arthropoda; Insecta; Coleoptera; Brentidae
Gene: Ppt1
Product: palmitoyl-protein thioesterase 1
Exons: 5
Coding region: 30-962 (310 amino acids)
Biological process (GO): receptor-mediated endocytosis; protein depalmitoylation
Cellular component (GO): lysosome
Molecular function (GO): palmitoyl-(protein) hydrolase activity
Source: RefSeq, a predicted model, not a curated record